AAUGAGGUAAAACAGGAUUAGACCUACUUUCUAAACCUACUGGCGCUUCUUCUUCCGUCGUCCUGAAGCCUGGGCGGCAGUAAUGUCGCCGGCGGAAGGAUCCGACCGGGCGAACCCGCAGACAAAGCUCUCCUAUGCAGCAGCGGUAAGGUAUCCAAUCCCCGGCCAAUGAUUGCACAACCAAAAAUGCUCCUUUUCCGACACGACACACCUGGGUUCGACUGGAACUUACAGCGGAAUCCCGUCGGUCGUCUUCUCUGAAGACGAUUUACAGGGUUUCUCUCACCCUUUCACUUAUGCGCUGGUAGGUACGUUCCCCUCCGGAAGGCCCCCCAUCCCUAAGCUUCGUAAAGCUUUCGAAGGUUUAAUCUUUUCGGAACCCUAUUCAGUCAGAUUGCUUCAAUCGAACGUUAUUCUAGUAAAUUUUAAAUCUGAUCUUGAUUUCCAAAGUUUUUGGGAAAAAAAUAUUGGGAUUUCUUUGAUUAUCAGCUUGUUGUUACUAGAUGGACGCUUUGUUUCUCUCUAGAACGGGACUCCCCCUAGCCCUAGUCUGGAUCUCCCUUGAGGGUCUCCCCAUCCAUCUACACGAUUUAAGGGCCCUAUAUUCUAUCGCUAAGGUGGUGGGGAAACCCAUCCGCAUAGACGCUCCUACUGCAAAUUUUUCCAGACCUUCUACAGCUAGGGUAUGUAUUGAAAUGAAUGCCUCUGUUGAACUGCCACCUAAACUUUGGAUUGGAAAUGGUGCAUCAGGUUUCUUUCAGAAUAUUGUGUAUGAAAAUUUGCCUCUUUUUUGUCUUAGUUGCUCUCGGUUUGGUCACACGAAUAAGGCAUGCCCCCGGGCUCCCAGUGCCCCUGAAAAUGAUGCUGAUGCCCCAACCAAUGAUGUGACUACCCCUUAGGCUGCCUCUGUUUCAGCUGUAGGUGGACAAAAAGCCCCUGCAGUUGAGACUAAUGGUAUCCCCUGUGUUCUUGUUAAUGAUGUUAUUGAUGAUUAUGUUCUCCCGUGUGCCCAUGAUAAAACUGACUGUGUCCCUGUUAAUGAUGUUAUUCCUGUUGUUGCUUCUGUUAUUGAUGCUCUCGAUGUCCCUAUGGUACCUAAUAAAUGUUGUUAUUGAUGAAAAUGUUGUUGAUGCCCCUGAUUGUGCUGUAAUGGCACCCCAGGAUGUUGUUGGGUCCGCUCUUCAUGCCCCUGUUAAUGUUGUUGUUGGGUCUGCUUUUAAUGCCCUGGCUGCUGAGGGCAUUAUUGUUGAUAAUAUUACUGUCCAACUCCCUUUGUCUGCUGAUUUUGAUACUUGGUUGCAGCAGAUAUUCCUGAGGCCCCUAUUGAUGUUACUAAAGCACCUUUUAAUGCAUCUUUAGAGAUGCAUAUAGUCUGCCGUGGAAUUUUUCCCCAAGCCCCUACUGAUUCUUUCCCUUCUGUCCACACGGAGGCCUUCUUUGAUGCUACAAGUAAUGCUGAGGUUUUCCAACAUCCGGUGGCUCUCGAUGAAACCCCGGUGGCCACCCUUAACGUGGCGGUAAACGAGGUCAUUCAUCAACCAGACACCCAUGAUGCUGGCAUAACCUUGUUUGAGUCCCGAAAUGGAAAUGAUGAGAUCCUCUUUGAUCCAACGCUUGAUUGUGCAGAUACUACACAUGUCCCAAUCCUGUCCAGUGAUGAAACUUUCUCUGAGGAUUCCCAAAUGAAAAUUUCUUCUGUUUCAGGUCACGAAGAUAAUCAUACAAUCGAUGAGGGAAAUCUUGAAGGCUUUACACAGGUCCAAAGAAGAAGAAGCAAAACUAUUUCAAUGAACCCACCAAACGAAGUCACUAAAGACGAACAACUAUACUAUGAGGUGGGAUACUCAUCUCAUCCCAUGAUCACCAGAAGCCAAUAAAAAAGACCCCAAAAUGAAUCAGACUACUUUCUCUACCCUGUUGAUGACAGGUUCGACUCACCGCAAAAACUAGCAACAGCUCUCCAGCGCUUCAGGUUAUCUCGUCCGGAUGAAACAACAUUCAGGCCUUACCUUAAGAGGGCCAUCAGGUUCCAAAACAAAUAUAACAGAGCGCUCUCGGCUUCAAUUGGGAUCCCUCAAAAUAAUUUCAAUUGUUGAUGUACCCAUUUGUAUUUGUUCUUCUUGCUUCACCUUUUGGAUUCUCAAACCUUUGUACCCAAAAAUUUAUUUUAAUAAAUUAGGGAGGUGUUCCCCGACACCCCCACCUAGUGU
This is a messenger RNA of Cuscuta europaea, 2210 nucleotides long. NCBI's taxonomy places the organism in Eukaryota, Viridiplantae, Streptophyta, Magnoliopsida, Solanales, Convolvulaceae. The record is from the annotation of a GenBank genome assembly.